This is a messenger RNA of Symbiodinium necroappetens, 253 nucleotides long. NCBI's taxonomy places the organism in Eukaryota, Dinophyceae, Suessiales, Symbiodiniaceae. The record is from the annotation of a GenBank genome assembly.
AUGAAGGCGACCAGGGGCGCGAAGCUGCCGGCCGUCAAAGCUGGCAUUCUGAAAAGGCUGUUGAGCCAAGCGCAGAAGGACCUGCCGAAGCCCGUGGAGGCUCAACAGGUCCAGACUCCGCCACCCAUGCCUCCGACGCAGAUGCCUCCCGACCUCGAUGCCUUCGGAGACGAAGAGCUGCAGAAGCUCCGCUGCGGCCUGCGCCGCCCGCCAACAGAGCUGCCUCCGCCCCAAGAUGGCGUGGAGACUCUAG